Prionailurus viverrinus (fishing cat) is the source of this 228-nucleotide messenger RNA. Its product is annotated as keratin-associated protein 21-1-like. The record is from RefSeq and is a predicted model, not a curated record. NCBI's taxonomy places the organism in Eukaryota, Metazoa, Chordata, Mammalia, Carnivora, Felidae. The coding region runs from base 1 to 228 and encodes 75 amino acids. The transcript has a single exon.
AUGUGUUGCAACUACGGCAACUCCUGUGGUUAUGGCUGUGGCUAUGGCUAUGGCUGUGGAUGUGGUCCCUAUUAUGGCUGUGGUUAUGGCCUCCGUUAUGGCUGUGGUUAUGGCUCAGGGUAUGGCUGUGGCUAUGGCACCAGAUAUGGCUGUGGCUAUGGCUAUGGCUCCAGCUGCUGUGGCUACCAGCCAUUUUGCUAUAGAAGAUGUUAUUCCUCUUGCUGUUAG